CCUGGCAUCCCGUCAGAACCAGACGUCAGUGCUUGCUCUGGUCUGCGGUUGUAGCUUUAGUGAGUUUGCUGCUAGCUUUUGUUCGGUGUAGAAUAAACUACCUUACCGAGUAGCUACCCGCUUAUCAAUACACGGACCGUGAAAAUACAUACAGAAAACUGUGACGUGUGAGACGUUGUUCAGCUCGAUAUAAACACGAAGGACUGCAGUGGAACUCUAAACUGAUACCAGUGUCUUCCUCCAUCACUGCUCCCAGCCUCCUCCCAUCCAUCCACUGCUCUUACUGGUUGUCUCCUGCAGUUCUCAGCAUGGCGACUAUGUUCCUACUCUGGCUGUGCCACUGACCACCACCCUGGACUACCACCAUGGAGAGAAAACGCAGAAAGAAAAUAAUCUAGCUGCUCAGGCCAUUUGCACACACCCUGCUGCUGGAGUUUGAAAGGGCCUGGUCAGACUGAUGGUUUGCGCUACAACUUUACAACUUAAGAUGCUCCUGCUUCCUGUGUGGGCAUCCAUGCUUUUGGGCCUGCUGAUGGGCUUCGUGCCCGUGGUGGGGAUGGAGCUAACGGAAGGAGCCAAAUCUGACUUUGACCACGCCCCCAACACAGAGCCCCUCCCUUCAUCGUCUGGCUCCAACUGCUCCCAGUUAACCCUCAAACUGGAGUUCUCCUCCAAGGUGGUGGAACAUGAGUACAUCAUAGCGUUUACGGGGUAUUUCUCUGCCAAAGCUCGCAGCCUGUACAUCAGCAGCGCCCUGCGGAACUCCGGGGACGGAGCGCUGGAGUGGCACAUCGUUCCCAGACAAAACCCAGCCUCCGACUUCCCCAGCGACUUUGAGCUGGUCCACAUCCGUCAAGCUUCGCCCAGCAGCCUGCUGACCUUAGAAGACCACCCUUACAUCAAGAGGGUGACGCCACAACGCAAAGUGUUUCGCAUGCUCAAAUACAUUCCCUCACCCGAACCUGCUGCACCCUGCAACGCCACCCGCCAGUCGUGGCAGUCAUCCCGCCCUUUCCGACGAACCAGCCUGUCCCUAGGCUCGGGCUUCUGGCACGCCACCGGUCGCCACUCCAGCCGGCGUCUGCUGAGGGCCAUCCCCCGCCACGUUGCGCAGAUCCUGCAGGCAGACGUACUCUGGCAGAUGGGCCACACUGGUUCUGGUGUGAAGGUGGCAGUGUUUGAUACAGGCCUGAGCGAGAAGCACCCCCACUUUAAGAACGUAAAGGAAAGGACCAACUGGACCAAUGAAAAGACACUGGAUGACGGUCUGGGCCACGGUACAUUCGUAGCCGGAGUAAUAGCCAGUAUGAGGGAGUGUCAAGGCUUUGCCCCCGACUCGGAGCUGCACAUCUUCAGAGUGUUCACCAACAACCAGGUAUCGUACACCUCGUGGUUCCUCGAUGCUUUCAACUACGCCAUCCUGAAGAAGAUUGAUGUUCUCAAUCUCAGCAUCGGGGGGCCUGACUUCAUGGACCACCCCUUUGUUGAUAAGGUGUGGGAGCUCACUGCCAACAGAGUGAUCAUGGUCUCUGCUAUUGGCAACGACGGACCUCUGUAUGGUACCCUGAACAACCCAGCCGACCAGAUGGAUGUGAUCGGGGUCGGAGGCAUCGACUUUGAGGACAACAUCGCUAGGUUUUCCUCCAGAGGCAUGACAACCUGGGAGCUGCCGGGGGGCUACGGCCGGGUGAAGCCUGACAUCGUCACCUACGGUUCUGGCGUUCGUGGAUCAGGGUUGAAGGAGGGGUGUCGCUCUCUGUCUGGCACCAGCGUGGCCUCUCCCGUGGUGGCUGGUGCCGUGACUCUCCUGGUCAGCACCGUCCUGAACAGGGAGUUGGUGAACCCAGCCUCCAUGAAACAGGCUCUGAUCGCCUCGGCCCGUAGGCUGCCAGGGGUCAACAUGUUCGAGCAGGGCCACGGGAAGCUAGACCUGAUCAGAGCCUACCAGAUCCUCAACAGUUACAAACCUCAGGCCAGUCUUUCUCCCAGCUACAUCGACCUGACAGAGUGUCCGUACAUGUGGCCGUACUGCUCCCAGCCCAUCUACUAUGGAGGAAUGCCCACUAUCGUCAACGUGACCAUUCUCAACGGCAUGGGUGUCACUGGCAGGAUUGUCGACAAGCCCAUCUGGCAGCCCUACCUCCCCCAGAACGGCGACCACAUCGAUGUGGCCGUCUCUUACUCUCCCGUGCUGUGGCCGUGGGCCGGCUACCUGGCUGUGUCCAUCUCCGUGGCCAAGAAAGCGGCGUCGUGGGAAGGGGUCGCUCAGGGCCAUGUGAUGGUCACAGUGGCGUCGCCUGCAGAGAAUGAUUCAGAGGCAGGUGGUGAGCUGACCUCCACAGUCAAACUGCCCAUCAAGGUGAAGAUCGUGCCCACCCCUCCGCGCAGUAAGAGGGUGCUGUGGGACCAGUACCACAACCUGCGCUACCCGCCCGGCUACUUUCCCCGGGACAACCUCCGCAUGAAAAACGACCCACUGGACUGGAAUGGAGACCACAUCCACACUAACUUCCGGGACAUGUACCAGCACCUGAGGAGUAUGGGAUACUUUGUCGAGGUGCUCGGAGCGCCCAUCACCUGCUUCGAUGCCAGCCAGUAUGGCACGUUGCUGAUGGUGGACAGCGAGGAGGAGUAUUUCCCUGAAGAGAUCACCAAGCUGAGGAGAGACAUCGACAACGGCCUGUCGCUCAUUAUCUUCAGUGACUGGUACAACACCUCGGUCAUGAGGAAGGUCAAGUUCUAUGACGAAAACACCAGGCAGUGGUGGAUGCCAGACACAGGGGGCGCUAACGUACCAGCUCUGAACGACCUGAUCUCCGUGUGGGGGAUGGCGUUCAGUGAUGGGCUGUACGAGGGAGACUUCACGUUGGCUGAUCAUGACAUGUACUAUGCCUCAGGCUGCAGCAUCGCCCGUUUCCCAGAAGAUGGAAUAGUGAUUGCUAAGAAUCUAAAGGACCAAGGUCUGGAGGUGUUAAAGCAGGAGACAGCAGUGGUGGAGGGAGUUCCCAUCCUCGGACUAUACCAAACACCGUCUGACGGGGGAGGUCGCAUCGCUCUGUACGGUGAUUCUAACUGUAUAGACGACAGCCACAGACAGAAAGACUGUUUCUGGAUGCUAGACGCUCUCCUUCAGUACACUUCGUACAGUAUGACCCCUCCCAGCCUCAGCCACUCCCACAGCAGGGUGGCACCACCCACAGGCACCGAGCGCCCACUGCCACAGAGACUGGAAGGCAACCAUCUUUACCGCUACUCCAAAGUUCUGGAGCCCCACCUGGGAGACCCUAAGCCCCGCCCACUACCAGCCUGCCCCCACCUGUCAUGGGCAAAGCCACAGCCGCUCAAUGAGACAGCACCCAGUAACCUGUGGAAGCACCAGAAGCUUCUCUCAGUGGAUCUGGACAAAGUGGCUCUGCCCAACGUGAGGGCUUACCGUCCCCAGGUCAGACCUCUGUCUCCUGGGGAGAGUGGAGCCUGGGACAUCCCGGGAGGGAUAAUGCCCGGCCGCUACAACCAAGAGGUGGGCCAGACCAUCCCAGUGUUUGCCUUCCUGGGAGCCAUGGUCGUCCUGUCCUUCUUCGUGGUCCAGCUCACAAAGUCCAAGAGCAAGCCCAAGCGCAGGAAGCCCCGCAUCAAACGGCCCACGUAUCUCCAGCAGCAGCAGCAGCAGCAGCAGACGACGGCUGGGAGAACCCCCAGCGUUUGAAUGGGACUGUAACUCCGAGCUGCUGCUGCUGGAGAGCUGGAUUCGCCUCCCAAAAACUGAGACGCUGGUAAACGGACGGCUUGCGUUGAGUAGCAACAGUGGAGGUGUGGAAUGACAUGGAGUCUAAUGAACUGUCGAGGCAGACGUCUGACUCUUUAAACUUCGAGACAGGGCCCGGAGGUGAACGUACUCCCGGGCGUCUCUCGGAAGCCGAUGCAGUUUGUGUGCCUCUUGUCUGUUCGAGCCCCGUCCGCGGGCGAUUGUUUGUGGACUACUGAACAGUAUUAGACAAUGUCACACACACGAUAUUAAAAAAAACAUGUACACACAGUGUACACCUGGCCCUAAACAUGCCUGUUGGAGACAGACAUGUUGUCUACAUUUCCCUGGCUCUUCUUUGACCAAACAGUUUUCUUUAUGAAUGAAAUGUGUCUGACUUUUAUAUUUAUUGAAUUUGUUCGUGCCCUUAACACACAUACUCAGAAGUACAAGAGAUUCAUGCGCUCUCACACACACACGCACACACACGCACACAACACAAGGACCAUUGGAUGAUCAAGUUGUCUUCUCCUGUGUCACCACCCACUGUUUUCUAAGUCCUGCCCAUAUCUGUUUCAAUUCACUGUCUUUUCAUUGUUUUUAUAUUUUAUAUAAUGAAUGAACUCUGGCCAGGCGAUCUCCUCCAUGAUCUCAUGGUUAACAAAGUAGCAUUGAAAGACUUGUUCAAUUAUAUCUCAUCAAUUAAAAAGCAUAAUCAAAG
Messenger RNA from Perca fluviatilis (European perch), 4466 nucleotides. It is a transcript of the gene mbtps1, whose product is annotated as membrane-bound transcription factor peptidase, site 1. The record is from RefSeq and is a predicted model, not a curated record. Gene Ontology annotation, cellular component: Golgi apparatus. The transcript has 24 exons. Gene Ontology annotation, biological process: proteolysis. NCBI's taxonomy places the organism in Eukaryota, Metazoa, Chordata, Actinopteri, Perciformes, Percidae. Gene Ontology annotation, molecular function: serine-type endopeptidase activity. The coding region runs from base 458 to 3706 and encodes 1082 amino acids.